AUGGCAAGCCAUUCAUCCACCGAGCUCUCUGCCUUCGACGUCAUGAUCAGCGAGCAUCCGCUGACUGCCGCGAAUCUUGAUAUCGUAGGCGCGUUAGCCACUACGCUGACUCCUCCGAUGACUAAGCUUUCCCGACAGCCCUGCGAAGGAGCGCAGAGCAGCAAACAGAAGGCAAAAUUGCAGCAGAAAUAUUACGCGGACACAAAGCUCCGAGCUGUGGAGUAUGCAGUGGGCAACAAGGAAGCCGAUACCGUCUGGCCCCCUAUCCGCGAUGCGGCAGGCAAUUUAACAGAGCAGUAUGAGGUCGAUUAUAUUAUGGACCAACACGGCUCAGGCGCCGACGCCCAGUUCCUCGUCAAGUGGCCCGGAACCCCCGAAGAUCAAGCCACCUGGGAGCCCGCAAACCACCUAACAGGAUGUCAUUCAUUUGCACACGCAGUAGCACCCUUUCAGAAACUAGCAGAUCUUGCUAGCAGCGCCACUAGCAGUGGCUUGCUGAAGAUUCUUACGUCUCUAGGAACAGAAUCCUAUCACGACCGGAUCCAGACUGGGCUGCUGGGCAAAGCUCUGCGAGCGACUGUAGAGGAGCUCGAGGAGCAAGCGGGUGACCUGGAAGGGUAUCACUUUGUAUUUGUUGGCUCCAAGGACGCAGACCUCAGAGUUUGGCAAGAAACAGAAGCUCUCUUCCAAAAGUACCAGCCGAGUGCCAUCAUUCACUUGGCAGCCAAAGUUGGGGGUCUUUACGAAAAUAUGAGGAACAAUGAGUCAUUCCUCCGAGAAAAUGUUCUGAUUAACACGAAUGUUGUCCGUGCAGCAUUAGAAGCCCGAGUUCCUCGGGCGAUAUUUUGCCUGUCCACAUGUGCUUAUCCGGAGACAGUCCCGAAGCUGCCCUUAGUUGAAGAUUUGGCCCCUUCACAUCCUUCGAAUGAGGGUUACGCAGCAGCCAAGCGCUUAUUGGAACAGCAAGUUCGCUUUAGUCGGCAGCAGCUUCAGGAAGGCAACCCCGGACAUUCGUUUGUUUGGAUAUGCGUAUUGCCGUGCAAUCUCUACGGGCCCCACGACAACUUUGAAGUGAACACAGCGCACGUGCUACCAGCCCUUGUUCACAAGACAGAGAUUGCCAAGCGCAACGCCACUCCUCUCAUCGUGAGGGGAAAGGGAGCUGCCUUAAGGCAAUUUCUCUUCAGCGACGACGCAGCGCGGUUGCUGCUGCUAUUGCUUGUCAAGCGACAUAUUCCCGAGACACAUACCUUGUUAAACAUGUGCCCCGAUUUGGAGGACAGCGAAAUCUCAAUAGGUGAUCUGGCGCUGAUCAUCAAGCGGUGCGCGCAGUUCGACGGCCCCAUAGAGUUUGACGAUACCGCCCCUGAAGGGGUACUAAGAAAGCCUGCGGACAACUCGAAGUUGAGGACUGUUGUCGGCAGCGAAUUUCUCUUCACUCCUCUAGAAGAAGGCAUACAGAAGACUGUGGACUGGUUCAGAGAGAAUUCUGCAGUGGCUCGCACCUGA
This is a messenger RNA of Eimeria mitis, 1509 nucleotides long. Its product is annotated as GDP-L-fucose synthetase, putative. NCBI's taxonomy places the organism in Eukaryota, Apicomplexa, Conoidasida, Eucoccidiorida, Eimeriidae. Gene Ontology annotation, molecular function: GDP-L-fucose synthase activity. Bases 1 to 1509 code for a protein of 502 amino acids. The record is from RefSeq and is a predicted model, not a curated record. The transcript has 14 exons.